AUGCGCUACACCUGCCUUCUGCUCCUUUUGGCCACCAUCGGUUGUCUGCUGAUUGGUGACGGUUCUGCCACCGGCACCGCCACCACCACCACCACUGAGGCGGCCACCACAACCACAGCUGCGGCUAGUACCACCACCACAUCGGCCUCGGCCACCACAACCACCACAGCGUCAUCAUCAUCAUCAUCUGGCAAGAAGGUAAUACACAGGAGGAGGAAGAUCGUCAGAAAUAGGCCAGCCGUGAGGAGGAGGAUCCACAGGAGGCGUUCCAACUCGACUUCCAGCACCACAAGGAGCACCCGAUCCCGCAGGAAUCGUCGUCUGCGCCGCCUCAGCCUUUAAAAAAA
Molecule: messenger RNA, 347 nt
Organism: Drosophila serrata
Lineage: Eukaryota; Metazoa; Arthropoda; Insecta; Diptera; Drosophilidae
Source: RefSeq, a predicted model, not a curated record